AGGGCGCGGCGGCGCGGGCGGCUCGGGGCUGGAUUCCGCCCGCGCUCCCUCGCUCGCUCGUUCGCUCCCUCCUUCCCUCCCAGCCCCCUCCCUCCCUCCCAGCCCCCUCCCACCCAGGCCCACCCCACCCACCACCCCUGGCGCAGGGACUGCUGGAACCUGGCGUGCGCGCUGUCGCUUUAAGACAGACUCUGCCGGCGCCGUCCGGAGCCUUAGAAACCGGCCCCGGAUCGGGAGCCGGAACCGGGGCCGGGCGGGCGGCUGAGGCCCGAGCGGCGGGAGGGCAGCGCGGAGCGCGAAGCCGGGCUCCCGGUCGCGGGAAACCGCUGCCGCUGCCGCCCGCCUGGCCCCGCAGCCCCGGGCGGUCCAUGGGGCGGGCGCGGCGUCGUUGCGGGCGCGGGCAGCCCUGGGGGGCGGCCGCUUAGGCGCUGCGCUCUUGUCCUCGCAGGUCGCAGCCAGGGCAGCCGGGCGCGCCCAGCUCCGGCCGCCGGAGCGCCCGCCGCGGUCCCCGCCUCCAUGGACGCCUUCAAGGGGGGCAUGAGCCUGGAGCGGCUGCCGGAGGGGCUCCGGCCGCCGCCGCCGCCGCCGCACGACAUGGGGCCCGCCUUCCACCUAGCCCGCGCCGCCGACCCCCGCGAGCCGCUCGAGAACUCCGCCAGCGAGUCGUCCGACACGGAGCUGCCAGAGAAGGAGCGCAGCGGGGAACCCAAGGGGCCCGAGGACAGCAGUGCGGGCGGCGCAGGCUGCGGCGGUGUUGAGGACCCCGCCAAGAAGAAGAAGCAGCGGCGGCAACGCACGCACUUCACAAGCCAGCAACUGCAAGAGCUGGAGGCCACGUUCCAGAGGAACCGCUACCCGGACAUGAGCAUGCGGGAGGAGAUCGCCGUGUGGACCAACCUCACCGAGCCACGCGUGAGGGUCUGGUUCAAGAACCGGAGAGCCAAGUGGCGGAAGCGCGAGCGUAACCAGCAGCUGGACCUGUGCAAGGGCGGCUACGUGCCGCAGUUCAGCGGCUUGGUGCAGCCCUACGAGGACGUGUACGCCGCUGGCUACUCCUACAACAACUGGGCCGCUAAGAGCCUGGCACCAGCGCCGCUCUCCACCAAGAGCUUCACCUUCUUCAACUCCAUGAGCCCGCUGUCGUCGCAGUCCAUGUUCUCGGCCCCCAGCUCCAUCUCCUCCAUGACCAUGCCGUCGAGCAUGGGCCCGGGCGCUGUGCCCGGCAUGCCCAACUCGGGCCUCAACAACAUCAACAACCUCACCGGCUCCUCGCUUAACUCGGCCAUGUCACCGGGCGCCUGCCCGUACGGCACACCCGCCUCGCCCUACAGCGUCUACCGGGACACGUGCAACUCGAGCCUAGCCAGCCUGCGGCUCAAGUCAAAGCAGCACUCGUCGUUCGGCUACGGCGGCCUGCAGGGCCCGGCCUCGGGCCUCAAUGCGUGCCAGUACAACAGCUGACCGCCCAGCCGGGCCACGCGGGCCGGCGGCCGGCACAGCGCCGGGGCCGGGACCGGGUCGGGUGCGGGCGCGGAGGACCUGGCGCCUGCGCGGCCCCCUGCUCCCCACCUCCCCACCUCCGGCUUGGUUUUGUGUUUGCUUUCCUGGACCCCACUCUGCCCUCCAAAA
Messenger RNA from Balaenoptera musculus (blue whale), 1629 nucleotides. It is a transcript of the gene PITX1, whose product is annotated as paired like homeodomain 1. Gene Ontology annotation, biological process: regulation of transcription by RNA polymerase II; anatomical structure morphogenesis. Lineage: Eukaryota; Metazoa; Chordata; Mammalia; Artiodactyla; Balaenopteridae. Gene Ontology annotation, molecular function: DNA-binding transcription factor activity, RNA polymerase II-specific; RNA polymerase II cis-regulatory region sequence-specific DNA binding. The transcript is spliced from 3 exons. Bases 517 to 1461 code for a protein of 314 amino acids. The record is from RefSeq and is a predicted model, not a curated record. Gene Ontology annotation, cellular component: nucleus.